Messenger RNA from Oryza brachyantha (malo sina), 1319 nucleotides. Its product is annotated as bZIP transcription factor 12-like. Gene Ontology annotation, molecular function: DNA-binding transcription factor activity. The transcript is spliced from 4 exons. Gene Ontology annotation, biological process: positive regulation of DNA-templated transcription. NCBI's taxonomy places the organism in Eukaryota, Viridiplantae, Streptophyta, Magnoliopsida, Poales, Poaceae. Bases 281 to 1102 code for a protein of 273 amino acids. Gene Ontology annotation, cellular component: nucleus. The record is from RefSeq and is a predicted model, not a curated record.
ACAUAAGACCACCAAACCUUCUCCCCUCCUCGAGAGAGAGAGAGGGGAAGAAGCCAAGAGGAGAGAGGGAGAGGGAGACGAACACCGGAUCAGCGGCUCAGCGCCUCCCCACGUUCGGAGCUCUCGUGGCCUCGACCAACCACCGGUUCAUUCCCGUCUCCCGAAACCUCCGAGGGCUCAGAAAAAAACGGUGGCCACUGCGAAGCAUUCCGGCGGGAACGACGAGGGAGGGAUGGCGGGGAGGGCGUAGGCUAGGCGGUGAGGGGGGGAGGGGAAGCGGAUGGCGUCGUCGAGGGUGAUGGCGUCGUCGAGGGUGAUGGCGUCGUCGUCGCCGUCGCACACAGCGUCGGAUCUCGCGCGCUUCGCGGCGGCGGGGAGGGCAGGUGGCGGGAGCACCGGGCUGGGGUCGAUGAACGUGGAGGAGAUCCUCCGCGGCAUCUACGCCGACAUGCCCACGCCGGCGCUCCCGGUCGGCGGUGACCGGCCGAUGUCGCCGAUCCCGGGGGCGGACAUCGCCGCGGCGCCGAGGACGGCGGAGGAGGUGUGGAAGGAGAUCACGGGUGGGAGCGGCGGCGCUGUCGCUGGCGCCAGCGGCGUGGCGAUGGCCCCUGCUGCCCCGGCUGUCGUCGCUGCCGGCGGAGGCGCCGGCGCCGGCGCGGAGAUGACGCUGGAGGACUUUCUGGCGAGGGAGGGCUCGGUGAAGGACGACGAGGCUGUCGUCACCGGUCCCUCUGCUUCGGCGGCAGAGGGGCAGGUGGUGAUGGGUUUCCUGAGCGGGGCAGAGGGCGCCGGAGGUGUCACCGGCGGUAGGAGUAGGAAGAGGCAACUGAUGGAUCCGAUGGACCGCGCUGCGAUGCAGCGGCAGAAGCGAAUGAUAAAGAAUCGCGAGUCGGCGGCGAGGUCACGGGAGAGGAAGCAGGCCUAUAUUGCUGAGCUCGAGUCUCUGGUCACGCAACUCGAGGAGGAGAAUGCCAAGAUGUUCAGAGAACAGGAGGAGCAGCAUCAGAAACGACUUAAAGAGCUCAAGGAAAUGAAGACGCCAGUCAUCAUUAGGAAAACGUCAGCACGAGAUCUUAGAAGGACAAACUCGAUGGAGUGGUAGAUGUGAGCCAAGCUCAAUUGCCAUCCCCAUACAAUUUAUGUAGCAUUUGCUCCAUGUUUGUCAUUUCUUCUAUUUAUCGGCAGUAGCCUAGUUGCAGUAGCAAAUACAUGAGCAUUUAGGUGACACAGAGCUUAAAUGUCCGUAAUCGUGUGUGUAGGGAGGGGAGAGUACAUAUGAGCUAUAAAAGCCAUGAUGGUCCAAUUUGUAAUUUGUCGCA